AAUCUUUAAAAAAAAAAAAGAAAAGAAAAUUAGAACUGUGUAUGUGACUAUGUUACAUUUCUCUUGGGUGGCGCCGCUAUUCUCGAGCAGGAUUUGGCGACUAUAGCCUGUGGAACACAUCUGGCCCGCUCCUUGUUUUUAUAAAUAAAGUUUUAUUGAAACCCAGCCAUGCCCAUUCAGUUACAUGUUGUCCUUGGCUGCUUCCAGGCUGCAGCAACAGAAUUGAAUAGUUGGGAUAGAGACGGGUAUCCCACAAAGCCUAAAACAUUUACUAUCUAGCCCUUGGCGAAGAAAAGGAACACUGUAAAAUGUGAGCGAACUUGUUCUUUGCUACUGCUUGGAGAUCAUUUAGAGAUGAUUUCUGGGAUCCCCCUGGCCUGAGUUUCGUCAGGUUUUGUGGGCACUCUGCAGUGCGCCCUGAGAGAGUGUCUUCUGUGCUUCUGCCUCAUUAGGUUUAUGUGCGGAGGGGCUACAUCGCCUAUGAGUUAAACAGCUUGCAGCACCGACAGCUCCCGGACGGCACCUGCGUGGUGGAAUUCCAGUUCAUGCUGCCCUCCUCCCACCCAAAUAGGAUGACCAUGCCCAUCAGCGUCACCAACCCCGACCUGCUGAGGCACAGCACCGAGCUCUUCAUGGACAGUGGCUUCUCCCCACUGUGUCAGCGGAUGGGGGCCAUGGUCGCCUUCAGGAGAUUUGAGGACUUCGUAAGGAACUUCGACGAAGUCGUCUCCUGCUUUGCCAACGUGCCCCGGGAAGUCCCGCUCUUCAGCAAGGCCUAUACUUCCCUGUACUGUGAGGAAGACAGCAAGAACCUCAGAGAAGAGCCAAUCCACAUCCUGAAUGUGGCCAUCCAGUACGCGGACCACCUGGAAGAUGAGGAGCUGGUGCCGAUUUUCCGGAUGUUCGUACAGUCCAAGGUAUGCUGGGCUUGCCUCUGGUUCUGAGUCACGGAAGGAGGAGGGAGGGGCUGCUGUGGUGAGGGGUGUCCCAUGUGCCUGAGUCCUGCUGUGCACUUCAGAGGUACAGACCUGGCUUCUCAGCCUAGCCCUGCGACUCCUCAGAGCCCGCAACCUCGGGCGGAAGUGGCUGAACUCGGUAGAGCCUUAAGCCUUUUCCCCAAUAACAUGGGGGCAGUGUUUCUCUCUCCCUGGGUGUUGUAAUGAUAAAAGACAAAGUAUAGGGGCGUCCAGGUGGCUCAGUCGGUUAAGCAUCCAACUCUUGGU
Messenger RNA from Leptonychotes weddellii (Weddell seal), 1223 nucleotides. The record is from RefSeq and is a predicted model, not a curated record. Lineage: Eukaryota; Metazoa; Chordata; Mammalia; Carnivora; Phocidae.